AUGAUCUGCACAAAACGUAUCACGAAUUAUGUAACUGCUCAUAAAACGAAAACUAUAACCCAGACACGCGGUUAUACUAGAACGAUUUAUCCCACAAAUUGUACGGCUACCGUCACCGUCACCGCCACAAAUGGUUGUUAUUUCAAGAAUAAAUACACAAAGAUCGUCUUUUGUAAACCCACUGUUUACUUGCCAUGUCCAGAAGCUUGUACAGAAACAGUAACAAGUAUCUCAACCUCUAUUGCGACCACUACUUCGUUAUAUACUUCACUUUCCACCUUCACAUCCUCCGUAUUCAUCACCCAAACCGAUACCUAUUUGAUUCUUGGUUAA
Molecule: messenger RNA, 333 nt
Organism: Diversispora eburnea
Lineage: Eukaryota; Fungi; Glomeromycota; Glomeromycetes; Diversisporales; Diversisporaceae
Source: the annotation of a GenBank genome assembly